Messenger RNA from Ooceraea biroi (clonal raider ant), 6744 nucleotides. RefSeq names its product U5 small nuclear ribonucleoprotein l(3)72Ab (gene l(3)72Ab). Gene Ontology annotation, biological process: resolution of meiotic recombination intermediates. The record is from RefSeq and is a predicted model, not a curated record. Gene Ontology annotation, cellular component: nucleus. NCBI's taxonomy places the organism in Eukaryota, Metazoa, Arthropoda, Insecta, Hymenoptera, Formicidae. Gene Ontology annotation, molecular function: ATP hydrolysis activity; DNA helicase activity; nucleic acid binding.
AACCUAGAUUAAUUCGAUUAGUCCAUUCUUGGCUGUUCGAUAGUUUAUGGUUAUUUGCCAGAAGCGAUGCAAUCAUGGCGGACGCUGCGGCUCGUCAACUGCAAUACGAAUAUAAAGCGAAUUCGAAUCUCGUUUUACAAGCUGACGUCCGAUUAAUAGAACGACGUAGCAGAGAUGAAGCUACCGGCGAGGUUAUGUCCCUUGUUGGAAAACUGGACGGCACACGUAUGGGUGACAGAGCUCAGCGUACCAAACCAGGCAAGGCGGAGGAGAGAAAAGUCAAGCGCCAAAAGCGUGAUGAAGCACAAUACGAUUUCGCGCGUAUGAAAGGAGCGACGUUACUGUCUGAAGGCGUGGAUGAAAUGGUUGGAAUUGUAUAUCGUCCAAAAACACAAGAAACACGUCAAACUUAUGAGGUAUUGCUCAGUUUCAUACAAGAAGCUUUGGGUGAUCAACCGCGCGAUAUCCUAUGUGGCGCAGCCGACGAAGUACUAGCUGUGCUGAAAAAUGAUCGCCUUAAAGAGAAAGAGAAAAAGAAAGAGACGGAACUCUUGCUUGGCUUAUUAGCGGAGGAAAGAUUUGCGCUGCUUGUAAAUCUUGGAAAAAAGAUCACAGAUUUCGGCAGUGAUGAGAAAAGUACGACAAACGACGAAAACAUUGAUGAAACGUAUGGAAUUAACGUACAAUUUGAGGAGAGUAGCGAGGAAGAUGAUGAGGAUGUGUACGGAGAAGUUCGAGAAAAUGAUGAUGAGGGAGACGAAGGUGAGGAGGCCAAUGACGACAGAGCAAUCCAUGCUGAAAAUUUGGGUGGAACAGAAGAGAUGAAGAAAGAGAAGCCACUACAUCCAUUAGAUAUAGAUGCAUACUGGUUGCAAAGAAGAUUAAGUACGAUAUACGAUGACGCGAUGGUUUCACAAGCGAGGGCUGCCGAAGUGCUAGCUGUUUUGAAGGAUGCUGCAGAUGAUCGCGAAUGCGAAAAUCAGCUUGUGCUGCUACUGGGUUACGAUUGUUUCGACUUUAUUAAACAGCUUAAAAAAUACAGGCACACAGUUGCAUAUUGUACAAUGUUGGCGUCAUCGCAGUCGGAAUCGGAAAGACAAAAGAUCCGUAACAAGAUGAACGACGACCCAGUGUUGGCAAAAAUCUUGCGGCAACUCGACACAGGUAAAGGCGAAGAUGACGCCGACGAAACGAUGGAAGCUAGAUCACAGCGAAAAAGGCGAGAGGAGAAUGAGGAUACAGGUGGUCCCGGUGGUCAGGUUCAGGGUACAAGGAACUUGAUAGACUUGGAGGAUCUGAUAUUUGCGCAGGGAAGUCAUUUCAUGGCGAACAAGCGUUGUCAGUUACCUGACGGUAGUUUCCGAAAACAGCGCAAAGGCUACGAGGAAGUUCACGUUCCCGCUCUGAAGCCGAAGCCGUUCGCGGAGAAUGAGAAGCUACAUCCGAUCGAUCAGUUGCCAAAGUAUGUGCAAUCCGCCUUCGAAGGUUUCAAGACGCUAAAUCGUAUACAGAGUCGCUUAUAUCAAACAGCAUUGGAGAGCGACGAAAACUUGCUAUUGUGCGCGCCAACAGGAGCUGGUAAAACUAACGUUGCCCUGCUUUGCAUGAUGCGGGAGAUAGGAAAACACAUAAAUGCCGACGGCACGAUUAACGCCGACGAGUUCAAGGUAAUUUACGUUGCCCCGAUGCGCUCGUUGGUGCAAGAAAUGGUCGGCAAUUUUCGCAAACGAUUGUCAACGUACAGUUUGACUGUAUCCGAGUUGACGGGUGAUCAUCAAUUAACGCGAGAGCAAAUCGCCGCGACUCAGGUGAUAGUGUGUACCCCGGAAAAGUGGGAUAUCAUAACGAGGAAGGGUGGUGAGAAAACGUUUACGUCGUUAGUACGAUUGAUCAUCAUUGAUGAAAUUCACUUGUUGCACGACGAGAGAGGCCCUGUCCUCGAAGCGUUAGUCGCAAGAACGAUCCGGAACAUCGAAACCACCCAGGAGGACGUGCGACUUGUCGGUCUCUCGGCCACAUUACCCAAUUAUCAAGACGUAGCGGCGUUCUUGCGCAUUAAACCAGAAACGGGACUCUUCUACUUCGACAACAGUUUCCGACCCGUAGCGUUGGAACAACAGUACAUCGGCGUGACCGAGAAGAAGGCGUUGAAGCGCUUCCAGGUGAUGAACGAGAUCGUGUACGAGAAGACCAUGGACCACGCUGGCAGAAAUCAAGUACUGAUAUUCGUGCAUUCACGCAAGGAAACCGGAAAGACGGCGCGCGCUAUCAGAGACAUGUGUCUGGAGAAGGACACUCUGGGUAAUUUUCUCAAGGAGGGUUCUGCGUCGAUGGAGGUCCUAAGAACGGAAGCGGAGCAGGUGAAGAACCAGGAGUUGAAGGAUCUGCUGCCAUACGGUUUCGCGAUUCAUCACGCCGGUAUGACGCGAGUGGAUCGUACGCUGGUGGAAGAUCUCUUUGCCGAUAGGCACAUACAAGUCCUCGUAUCGACGGCGACUUUAGCCUGGGGUGUCAAUUUACCAGCUCACACUGUCAUCAUUAAGGGAACACAAGUGUACAAUCCAGAGAAGGGCAGAUGGGUGGAACUAGGUGCCCUGGAUGUGCUGCAAAUGUUAGGCAGAGCUGGUCGACCGCAGUAUGAUACCAAAGGUGAAGGUAUUCUUAUUACGAACCAUAGCGAACUGCAAUACUACUUGUCGUUGCUGAAUCAGCAACUGCCAAUAGAAUCCCAAUUGAUCAGCAAGAUGUCUGAUAUGCUGAAUGCUGAGGUGGUGCUGGGUACGAUCCAGAACAUCAGGGACGCUGUUACCUGGCUUGGCUAUACUUAUCUUUAUAUCAGGAUGCUCCGUUGCCCAAAUCUUUACGGGAUAAGUCAUGAUAAGUUGAAGCAAGAUCCUUUAUUGGAGUUGCACAGAGCUGAUUUGAUCCAUUCGGCUGCUGUCGGGCUAGAUCGCAGUGGCUUGAUCAAGUACGAUCGUAAAUCUGGCAAUUUCCAGGCGACUGAAUUGGGUAGAAUAGCGUCUCACUAUUAUUGCACCCACGACACGAUGUCUACGUACAAUCAGUUGCUAAAGCGCACCUUAAGCGAGAUAGAAUUGUUCCGAGUGUUCUCGCUAUCCAGCGAGUUCAAGAAUAUAAAUGUCAGGGAGGAAGAGAAACUGGAACUGCAAAAACUGAUGGAGAGAGUGCCGAUACCGGUAAAGGAGAGCAUCGAGGAGCCGAGCGCGAAGGUGAACGUGCUCUUGCAAGCAUAUAUUUCACAGUUGAAACUUGAGGGCUUCGCUCUCAUGUCUGACAUGGUAUUCGUCACGCAGUCCGCGUCGCGUCUUAUGAGAGCAAUCUUCGAAAUCGUCUUGUUCCGUGGUUGGGCGCAAUUGGCGGACAAAUGCCUGUCCUUGUGCAAGAUGAUCGACCGCAGGAUGUGGCAAUCGAUGUCGCCGCUCAGACAAUUUCGCAAGAUGCCGGAGGAGAUCGUGAAGAAGAUCGAGAAGAAAAACUUCCCUUGGGAACGACUGUACGAUCUGGGUCCUAAUGAAAUCGGAGAACUGAUUCGUGUACCGAAGCUGGGCAAAACUAUUCACAAAUACGUUCAUCAGUUUCCGAAGCUGGGUCUGUCGACGCACAUCCAACCGAUCACGCGUUCCACUCUGCGAGUCGUGCUGACAAUCACGCCAGAUUUCCAGUGGGACGAGAAAGUCCACGGUAUGUCGGAAGCAUUUUGGAUCCUGGUCGAGGACGUAGACUCGGAGGUAAUAUUGCAUCACGAAUAUUUCCUGCUAAAGGCCAAGUACGCGGCCGACGAGCACGUGAUUAAAUUCUUCGUGCCAGUCUUCGAACCGUUGCCGCCACAGUAUUUCCUACGCGUGGUGUCCGACCGGUGGAUCGGUGCGGAGACUCAAUUGCCCGUGAGCUUCCGGCAUCUGAUACUACCAGAGAAGAAUUUGCCACCUACGGAGUUGCUUGAUCUGCAAGCGCUGCCAAUCACGGCACUGCGAAAUGCCAAGUUCGAGAGUAUUUACAUGAAUUUCCCGCAGUUCAAUCCUAUUCAGACGCAAGUAUUCAAUGCAGUUUAUAAUUCCGACGAUAACGUGUUUGUUGGAGCACCCACGGGUUCGGGCAAAACGACUAUUGCGGAGUUCGCAGUGCUAAGACUGCUAACGCAGAAUUCGGAAGGCCGAUGCGUGUAUAUGGUGAGCAAGGAAGCUCUAGCAGAGUUGGUUUACACUGACUGGACAGUGAAAUUCGGUCAGCAUCUGGGAAGAAAGGUCGUCCUUUUAACUGGAGAAACUGGAACGGAUCUGAAGCUACUUGCCAAGGGACAGAUUAUUAUCACUACAGCGGAUAAAUGGGACGUGCUUUCACGCCGAUGGAAGCAAAGGAAGAACGUACAGAAUAUUCAGCUGUUCAUCGUGGAUGAAUUGCAACUGAUAGGUGGCGAGGAAGGUCCUGUGCUAGAAGUCGCGUGUUCACGAGCACGCUACAUCUCCUCGCAGUUGGACAAACCUACCAGGAUAAUAGCAUUAUCAGCCUCAUUGGGCGACGCCAAGGACGCUGCACAGUGGCUAGGUGCGCCGGCAGCUGCGACGUUCAAUUUCCAUCCAUCGGUGCGACCAGUGCCAUUGGAGCUGCACGUGCAGGGUAUAAACGUCACUCAUAACGCAUCUAGAUUGGCCGCCAUGGCGAAGCCGGUAUACAACGCUAUACUUCGGCAUGCCGCACACAAACCGGUGAUCGUGUUCGUGCCUACUCGUCGACAGGCGAGAUUGACGGCUAUUGAUUUACUGACAUUCACGGCCGCCGAAGGUCAGCCUUCAAGAUUUUUCCACGCAGAAGAAGCAGACAUUAAGCCGUUCCUCGACCGAAUGGUUGACAAAACGCUAAAAGAGACUCUGUCGCAAGGUGUAGCUUAUUUGCACGAGGGCCUAUCAGCGGACGAUCGUAACUUGGUCGAACAAUUGUUCGAUAGCGGUGCCAUUCAAGUGGCGGUCGCUACGAGAGAUCUCUGCUGGGGUUUAUCCAUUAGUUCUCACCUAGUCGUGGUCAUGGAUACACAGUGUUACAACGGCAAGACGCACGCCUACGAGGACUACCCAAUUACAGACGUCUUGCAGAUGGUGGCGCGCGCUAAUCGCCCAUUAGAGGAUGAAGACGCGAAGUGCGUGCUCUUGUGUCAGAGUUCGAAGAAGGACUUCUUCAAAAAGUUUCUUAACGAGCCGCUGCCAGUGGAGAGCCACUUGGAUCGCAGACUACACGAUCAUUUCAACGCGGAGAUCGUGACGAAAACGAUUGAGAACAAACAAGAUGCUGUUGAUUAUCUGACAUGGACCUUCCUCUACCGACGACUCACUCAGAAUCCCAACUAUUACGGCCUGCAAGGUGUCACGCAUCGGCAUCUCUCGGAUCACCUAUCCGAAUUGGUUGAGAGCACGUUGACUGAUUUGGAGCAAGCCAAGUGCGUCGCCGUGGAAGAUGAAAUGGACACUCUACCGCUCAAUCUGGGAAUGAUCGCCGCCUAUUACUACAUCAAUUACGCUACUAUUGAGCUGUUCAGUUUGUCCCUUAACAACAAGACGAAGAUUAGAGGUCUGCUCGAGAUUAUUUCAGCAGCCGCUGAGUACGAGAGCGUUCCGGUCCGACAGAGGGAAGAAAAUCUACUAAGGAGUCUAGCUGCGCGUCUACCCCACGCACCGCAAGCCACCAGAAUGGCUGAUCCUCACGUGAAGGCGCAGCUUUUACUCCAGGCUCAUCUGUCCAGGAUACAAUUGGGCCCGGAAUUGCAGAAGGACACCGAGCUGGUGCUGGGCAAAGCCGUGAGAUUGAUACAAGCAUGCGUCGACGUGCUCAGCUCCUCCGGAUGGUUGGCGCCCGCCGUCGCCGCUAUGGAACUGGCACAGAUGGUGACGCAGGCGAUGUGGUCCAAGGAUUCAUACCUGAAGCAGUUGCCACACUUCACCGCGGAGACCAUUAAGCGCUGCACCGAUAAGGGCGUAGAGACAGUCUUUGACGUGAUGGAGCUCGAGGAUGAUGAUCGGAAUCGGCUACUGCAGCUGACAGACGCCCAGAUGGCGGACGUCGCCAAGUUCUGCAACCGUUAUCCCAACAUUGAGAUGUCGUACGAGGUACAAGACAAGGAUAAACUGCACAGUGGCGGCACGGUGAACGUGAUCGUCCAGCUGGAGCGAGAGGACGAGGUCACCGGACCGGUGGUUGCGCCAUUCUUCCCGCAGAAGCGCGAGGAGGGCUGGUGGGUGGUGAUCGGUGAUCCAAAGAGUAACUCGCUGCUGUCCAUCAAGCGGCUGACGCUACAGCAGAAAGCGAAGAUCAAGUUGGACUUUGUCGCCCCAGCACCUGGUCAGCACUCUUAUACCCUGUACUUCAUGAGCGAUGCUUAUCUCGGCUGCGAUCAGGAAUACAAGUUCACUAUCAGCGUCGGAGAGUACGAGUCGGACGCCAGCUCCGGUUCCGAUUCCGACUAAAGACAUUCAAGCCUGAUGAGGCGUUCCAUAUUAUCAUUGAUUUUUUAUGUACAGUGCUUAUUAGUGUGCAGAUAUUGCGAUAUCACUGUCUCUUUAGUUAUUUUCUAUUUCUAUCAACACACAGAACCGCUUGUUUUGACACAAUAAUUAAAGGAAAGCUUGUAUUUUGCAGAUUUGUCUAAGCAAUAAUUUAAUGUGCUAUAAAGCAGCGACGUAAUCCUUUGUUAGGUAUAAUCUAGAAUAAAGUGUAUAUUUAAACAUAUGAGAA